CUUUCCUAGAGAGGACAGGAAAGGAAGGGCGGGGGCGGGGUCUUCCGGAGGCGGCGCCCCUCUUGUCUCCUCCGAGUUCCCAGGGCAGAUUACAACAUUAAAACUAUACUUGAAACAGACAGAAGAAAUGGACCCAGAUUCCUCUGAGGCACAGAGGACUCAGGUGGACACCAGAGGGAGGCCACUGGGUGACCGGAGGAUGCCCCCCAGACCUCCUCAUCCAUCUUUUCAUGAGAACGGAGGAGAAGCAGCAGCUGUGGAAACAGAUCUGGGUCCUCUGUGCUUUGAAGAUGUCGCUGUGUAUUUCACAGAGGAGGAGUGGGCGUUGCUGGAUCCUGACCAGAGAGCUCUGCAUAAGGAAGUCAUGGAGGAGAAUCGUAGGAUUGUGGACUCUCUCAGUGGUGAUGGAUUGGAAAUUAUGAACAAGGGGAACCGUGACAACAUUCACACAGUGGGGAAGUUGUAUAAAUAUUUGGAGUGUGGAGAGAGUUAUAGUCUGAGCUCCCAUUCUACUUCCCAUAAAAUAUAUCCUAUUGGGAAAAAUAAUGGGAACUUGGAAGAUAGUAAGACAUUUCGUCAGAAGACAUUUCGCACUUUCCCUAAAAGAAGUCACAGCAGGGAGAAACCCCAUCAGUGUUUGGAAUGUGGGAAGAGGUUCAGUCACAGGGCUGUGCUCAAGGCCCAUCAAAGAAGUCAUACAGGGAGAGAAACCAUAUCAGUGCUUGGAAUGUGGGAAGAGCUUCAGGCGGAAAGCUAAUCUCAUAGCUCAUCAAAGCAUUCAUACAGGGGAGAAACCAUAUCAGUGCUUGGAGUGUGGGAAGAGCUUCAGGGAGAAAGCUAAGCUCACAGCUCAUCAAAG
Messenger RNA from Podarcis muralis (Common wall lizard), 859 nucleotides. The record is from RefSeq and is a predicted model, not a curated record. Lineage: Eukaryota; Metazoa; Chordata; Lepidosauria; Squamata; Lacertidae.